Molecule: messenger RNA, 2355 nt
Organism: Plasmodium fragile
Lineage: Eukaryota; Apicomplexa; Aconoidasida; Haemosporida; Plasmodiidae
Exons: 1
Coding region: 1-2355 (784 amino acids)
Biological process (GO): maturation of LSU-rRNA from tricistronic rRNA transcript (SSU-rRNA, 5.8S rRNA, LSU-rRNA)
Cellular component (GO): nucleolus
Molecular function (GO): ATP binding; nucleic acid binding
Source: RefSeq, a predicted model, not a curated record
AUGGGUAAGUUUGGCCGGGACAGGAAGCAGCUCGCACAGAAGGGGUUCAAAAAGGGCCUCAAAAAGGGCACAGAAAAAGGCCUAAAAAAUGGCGAAAAAAAAAAGAAAAAACGCCUGGCGGAGGGCCUAGCGAAGGGCCUUGCAAAGAAGGGGAUAAGCAAGCCACCGGAAGAGACGUGCGGGAAGGAGGAAAGCAGCGACGUGGUGGCAGGCGCUUCUUCCAACCGGGGCGACCUGUUCGAUGGGCUGUUCUCCGACCUGAAGGACAUACUGAGCGAGAGUCUACUUCAAACAUUGGAAAAAAAUAAAUUCGUGAAGACAACGAGCAUACAAAAGAGGAGCAUCCCAAUCAUGUUAAGUGACAGUGAUGUCUUCCUCAAGUCCAUGACUGGUUCAGGUAAAACGUUAUGUUAUGCAUUACCCUCUGUGCAAAAAAUUCUUAAUACACAAAAGGAGAAAAUAAGAAUUACGAGGGACAUGGGUACCUUCAUCUUGGUACUCUCCCCCACAAGAGAGUUAGCUGUUCAAAUAAAUAAUUUAUUUUUUACAUUGACCAAGCCCUAUCCCUACAUCGUUGUGUCAUGUUUAACGGGAGGGGAAAAAAAAAAGUCCGAGAAGAACAGACUGAAGAAGGGUGUCUCCAUAUUGACCUGCACCCCGGGAAGGUUGCUGGACCAUUUAGAACACACGAAGGGGCUGAAGCUGACUCACCUGCAAUGUGUUAUAUUGGACGAGGCGGACAAGGUGAUUUUCCUGGGCACGCAGGACAAGGUGCGGUUGAUUUACGACACGAUUAAGCGGCUCCGCCGGGGGGAGGCGGCCGCACCGACACGCGCCGCCAGUAAUGAAGCGGGGCAUAGUGAAGCGGUGCAUAAUCACGCGGCGCACAGGGAAGCGACUCACAGCGACGCAGCGGAGGGGAAGAACUUCCAAAUGGUGUUCAUCUCUGCAACGCUGAACCACGCGGUGAAGAGCCUGGCCAACUACUGCCUAACCAACCGCACGGUGUGGGUCGAGGCGAACGACGAUGGCGCCAGAGGGGCUAAGUUGCUCCCCCCGCGACCCCCGAACAUAGCACUCACAAAUGGAGAUGAAGAGGUGGGUUACACCAACAACAAUGUGACAGCCACACUGGGAGGAGGAGGAGCAGCAGCAGCAGCAGGAGAAGACCAAUGGGAGUACGAGUUACCAGAACAAUUAAAACAGUUUUGCAUCGUCACAGAUUUGAGGAAAAAAUUUUUGUGCCUCGUGCACAUGUUACUCUCUUGCAUGAAGAAGAAACAAAGACCGGUGGUGUUCCUGUCCAACUGCCACAGUGUAGAGUACAUGAGGGCGUUGCUGAAGAAUUUAUACUGGCCAACUGACUUGAAGAAAGAGAACAUGGAGGUGCAUAAGAAGUUAAAUGAAGGGGUCUCCUCUGUUUUAUUAAAGGAAGAUGAAAGGUUAUUAAAAAAACAUUUAGAAAAAACUCUUCAAAAGGAAAAGUGGGCAGAUGGAGAUGAAGUGAAAAAGCGAAAGGAAAAAAUUGCCUUACCAUUUAAAAAUAUUCAUGUGGAGGAUUUGGAAGACGACUCAUGUGAUGAGGGGAAGGUUACUUGUGGUCGUGGUGGUGGAGGAGACAGGUCCAUAUUAUAUAAUGUGAAUACAGAUCGACACAAGAGGAAGUACCUCUUCGAAGACACACACAUAUACAUUUUACAUGGAAGUUUAUCCCAGGAAGACCGACUUGGUAAUUUCACCGACUUUGCUUGUGGUAAAAAUGAAAAGUCCAUUUUACUAUGCACCGAGAUAGUGUCACGGGGAAUAAACUUUAACGAGCUAGAUGUGGUAGUGCAGUAUGACCCUCCACAAGUGUUUGAGGAGUAUGUACAUAAGGUGGGUCGAACGGCACGAUUACAUAAGGAGGGAUCGUCUUACCUGUUCCUUCUACCAACAGAGGUAGAGUUUCUUAACGUCUUGCGAGGAAAAAAUAUUCAUGUGAAGACCAUACGGGGGGAGGAACUCAUAGGACGGUUCCGCAGAGAAGACGUGCCUUCGUUUUUCUCGUCCAUUGGAGGAGAUAUACUUAGCUUUAUUUAUAAUCAUUUUAAAAUGACUGUUAAAUCAGAUGAGUCACUAAUGGAGAAGGCCACCAGUGCCUUCCUUGCAUCUGUCACUGCAUACUAUGCUGUGAGUAAAUCACUGCGUCACAUUUUUUGUGCCAAGACCCUCCACCUCGGGCACCUCGCCUACGCCUUCCUCCUGGAUGAGAGCCCCAAGGAAAUAGCCAAGCUAAACAAGCAGCAGCGCUACCUGCGGGUCAAGCGCCACACCACGCUCACCAAGCGGGAGCGCCGUCUCCUCCGCGCGCGGUGA